GGAGACACCGCAUAGGCCCAGAAACAUCGGUGUAGCUCCGGCUGAUCGCUGCUCUCUCUCACCUCCUCGCUUGGACACGGAAUCACGAUCUCACACGUUACUCUGAUCAGCGGGGGGUGUUGUUUUUGUAAAGAACUGGCGGUAAAGGUAUGAUGACAGACAGACACACUCUGAUCAGAAAGCAUGGGGCUCAGUGGAAAGGGACAACAGAGCCACAGGAUGGUGAUCUUUGUUGUCAUCCUCGUCCUGAUGACAAUCCUCUUCCUGUACGGCUCCAGCAAUGUCAGCAGUGACGUCUUUACCCCCAUGCACGUGGCCGUUAAUAACCUCCUCAAGAACUCAGACCUGAAGAAGUGGGCUGGGAAAGAAGGCUACGUGCCAUUUCAUGGGAACAAGAACAUGAACCUGCACUGCAAUACCUGCGCGCUGGUGACAAGUUCAAGCCAUGUGUUGGGGAGUCGAGCGGGAGAAGAGAUCGACCGCGCGGAGUGUGUGAUUCGGAUGAAUGACGCUCCUACGCUGGGGUUCGAGGCGGAUGUGGGCAGUCGGACUUCCCUGAGGGUCGUGGCCCACUCCAGCGUGUUCAGGGUGGUCCGCAGGCCCAACGAGUUCUUGCAUCGCAUGGACAACAACCCGGUGAUCAUAUUCUGGGGACCCCCGAGCAAGAUUGGGAAGGAGGGCAAGGGAACUUUGUACAGACUGAUCCAGAGAGUCAGCAUGACCUACAGCAACUUGUCGUGUUUCAGUAUCGUACCCAGCAAGAUGCGCCGGUUCGACAGUCUCUUUCAUAAGGAGACAGGGCGAGACAGACAAAAAUCUCACUCGUGGUUGAGCACAGGCUGGUUCACAAUGGUCAUCGCCAUUGAGAUAUGCGAUAACAUAACAGUAUAUGGGAUGGUUCCACCCAAUCACUGUGGAAAAAAACCUGGAUCCAAGAAGAUUCCCUAUCACUAUUACAAACCCAGGGGGCCUGAUGAAUGUGUCACUUACAUACAGAGCGAGAAAAGUCGGAAAGGAAACCACCACCGCUUCAUUACCGAGAAGCAUGUGUUUGCACGCUGGGCAAAGCAGUACAACAUCACCUUCACUCACCCCGACUGGUGAACACACAGAAAACCCUUUAAGAGGUCUCUUCUGCCUUCACGGAGGAAUGACAGAGUACCGAGGGGUGGAUGAUGUUUGGUGACUUCCCCGAUUGGGCCUUCAAAUCACUACGUGAUGGACGACUGCUCUUGGGGGGAAAUAGGAAAGAAUUGCAGAGAUAUAAUGAAAUGUGCUCUGCCGCCAAAACUCACUUUAGAGAGGUUUCUGAAACACUGUGCGUAUCGUCCACAUUGACACGUGGCAGUCGUGUUUUUGUAGAUAGAAAAGAAACUGAUUUUAAAGAUUGAUUUUUACAUGUUUAUAAUAUUUUGGUUAUGUAUCGGAAAUGCACUGUUUCCCGUGUUGAAGUGGGAGUGUAUAUAAGUGUUCGCAUCAGCUAUGUCAAUAAGUGGCCGACAAAAUACUCUAUAUAGCCCUUAUUUGUCCAUUAUACAGAGAAUAUAUAUAUAUAUAUAUAUAUAUAUAUACACACACUUUAGUAACUGCAGUGAUACAAUUUUUUGUAACAGUUCCUAAAUCAGUACCAAAAAACCUCUACAUACGUCUCAUUGGAAGUAUGACCCCAAUGUUCUUAAAUGGUUUAAAAUAUUGCAUCUGUAAGUUGAAAUUAGUUUUGAAUUGGCAAAUAGUUUCUAUGAAUAUGUAAACAUGACCUAAUCUGACCAAGGGUCUAAUUAAUAAUAAUUCAGUUUUUUGAUCUUGUUGCUAUGGAAACACAAAACUAAACAGGUGUAAAUAUCAGGUGAUAACAUAGAGUGAGGAUAAAACACAUUGGUUUACUUAAGUUUAUUUAGAUUGAUACAACAGUUAGUUACAAAACAGUUAGCGCGUCUAUCAUUGGUGUUGGUAAUAUUCUGACAUAUGCCAGAAAGUAAAAUUCAGAAAUCAAUUUCUGCAGAUACAAAUGUUACUUUUGUUUUCAUGUUGAUAAACCCUCAAUUAGAAAUUAGCAUUUUUUUUGUUGCCUCAGAUGUUGAUUUGAACGUUUUGCACAGUUCAUAAACCCCCUGCCUCAUAUUUUAAAUGUUUUUUUUUUUAUUUUUUAAAACCUCUGGCAUUGCAGCGCAUGCGACUUAAUUUCAAAUAUAUCAUGGCCUUGUUAACUGUUGGUAUGUUGCUCUUAGAACUGCACGAUUAAACUGAAAGUUACGUUACAAUUUGUAUGUAAAAACAUAAUGGAGAGAAGGCUGGGAUUUCUUGAACAGUGUUGCCUUUUGCAAGUAAAACAACCGUUCUCUCAGAUAUACGGAAUCUGCUGGUGAGGCUUGUUUCACAACGCUUGACUGGUUUUGAUCAGAAGCCUUGUACUUGUGAAUCUAUUGGUCAGCAAUAAAUAGACAACAUAUACUUGA
This is a messenger RNA of Platichthys flesus (European flounder), 2456 nucleotides long. It is a transcript of the gene st6galnac6, whose product is annotated as ST6 (alpha-N-acetyl-neuraminyl-2,3-beta-galactosyl-1,3)-N-acetylgalactosaminide alpha-2,6-sialyltransferase 6. Gene Ontology annotation, biological process: oligosaccharide metabolic process; ganglioside biosynthetic process. NCBI's taxonomy places the organism in Eukaryota, Metazoa, Chordata, Actinopteri, Pleuronectiformes, Pleuronectidae. Gene Ontology annotation, molecular function: alpha-N-acetylgalactosaminide alpha-2,6-sialyltransferase activity. The record is from RefSeq and is a predicted model, not a curated record. The coding region runs from base 184 to 1104 and encodes 306 amino acids. The transcript is spliced from 6 exons.